AAAGUGGCUCCCAUAGGGAGAGACGGCGAGUCCGCCCGGCGCUGCGGGAGAGGGAGGGGGCACGGGGAGCCCCAGGGUCUCCCUCCGGCCGUCCGUCCGCGCCGCCGCCGCCGCCGCGGGUGCGCCCCUCUCGCUCCCUUUCCCGGCGUGCGCCCGGCUCUGGCAACUCGCUUCCUGCGCGGCUGGAGGAGGGAGGAGAGAGGAGAGGAGCGGAGAGCGCUUCGGCUGGGAGAGGAGAGAAGAAAGAGGGAGAAAAGAAAGAAAGAAAAGAGAGAGGGGAGAAAGGGGGGGGGGGACUUGCCUCUCUUGUCACUGGAAAAUGACACUUGAUGUAGCAGAGCCUGCCGCAGCUCCCGUUCGUCCUAUUGUUUCUUAAACUGCCAUCUGAGAUUUUUUUUCCUGCUGCCAUCCGAGGGGUGUCUUCAUACAAAAGGGACUUCAAGUACUCCUCCGGCUUGUGAGCGCUGCAACCAGCCCCCAGCACCCCGCUAGCCCCUCCAAGCACCCAAACAAACUGCACACGCAGCAAACAGCAGCAACAAAACCGGGCUCUGAUUGCCUCUGGAUUUUUUUUUUUUAAUGUCCGUGCCUGUGAUUGCUUUCUCCGACUUGCUUUGAUUCCAGAGAUCAGCAGCAGAGAGAGAAAAAGGAGAAAAGAAAAAACCCACAUAUAACAGUCCGCCUGGUGAUUUUAUCACUUUUUAAAAUUUCGAGUAAAGAAGGAAGAUUUGCGCUGUUGUUUCUGAUUCAUGUUUGGGAUUCAGGAAAGCAUCCAGCGGAGUGGGAGCAGCAUGAAGGAAGAGCCCCUCGGCGCGGGGAUGAACGCGGUGCGGACGUGGAUGCAGGGAGCCGGCGUCCUGGACGCCAGCACGGCCGCUCAGAGCGGAGUGGGUCUGGCCCGGGCUCACUUCGAGAAACAGCCGCCUUCCAACCUGAGGAAGUCCAACUUUUUCCACUUCGUCCUGGCUCUGUACGACCGGCAGGGGCAGCCCGUGGAGAUCGAACGCACCGCCUUCGUGGGCUUCGUGGAGAAGGAGAAGGAAGCCAACAGUGAAAAGACCAACAACGGUAUCCACUACCGCCUGCAGCUGCUCUACAGCAAUGGGAUCAGGACGGAGCAGGAUUUCUACGUGCGACUCAUCGACUCCAUGACCAAGCAGGCGAUAGUAUAUGAAGGCCAAGACAAGAACCCAGAAAUGUGCCGAGUUCUGCUCACGCAUGAAAUAAUGUGCAGCCGCUGUUGUGACAAGAAAAGCUGUGGCAACAGAAAUGAGACUCCAUCAGAUCCAGUGAUAAUUGACAGGUUCUUCUUGAAAUUUUUCCUCAAAUGUAACCAAAAUUGCCUAAAAAAUGCAGGAAACCCUCGAGACAUGCGUCGAUUCCAGGUCGUGGUGUCUACAACAGUCAAUGUUGAUGGCCAUGUGCUGGCAGUGUCGGACAAUAUGUUUGUACACAACAAUUCCAAGCACGGGCGGAGAGCUCGAAGACUCGAUCCCUCGGAAGGUACGCCUUCUUAUCUGGAACAUGCAGCUACACCAUGUAUCAAAGCCAUCAGUCCAAGUGAAGGAUGGACUACAGGAGGUGCCACUGUCAUCAUCAUAGGAGACAAUUUCUUUGAUGGGUUACAGGUCAUAUUCGGCACCAUGCUGGUUUGGAGUGAGCUGAUUACUCCACAUGCUAUCCGUGUACAGACGCCUCCCCGACAUAUCCCAGGGGUUGUAGAAGUCACAUUGUCCUACAAGUCUAAGCAGUUUUGUAAGGGAACGCCUGGAAGAUUCAUUUACACAGCUCUGAACGAACCCACCAUUGACUACGGUUUCCAAAGGUUACAGAAGGUUAUCCCCCGGCACCCUGGUGACCCCGAACGCUUGCCAAAGGAAGUAAUACUUAAGAGGGCUGCUGAUUUAGUAGAAGCACUCUAUGGUAUGCCACAUAAUAACCAGGAAAUCAUCCUGAAAAGAGCGGCAGACAUCGCAGAAGCUCUCUACAGUGUCCCCCGCAAUCACAACCAGCUCCCCGCCCUUGCUAACACAUCAGUCCAUGCAGGAAUGAUGGGAGUGAACUCCUUUAGUGGUCAACUAGCUGUCAAUGUUUCCGAAGCCUCACAAGCCACCAACCAGGGUUUUACUCGCAACUCAAGCAGCGUGUCACCUCAUGGCUACGUGCCAAGCACCACCCCUCAGCAGACAAAUUAUAACUCUGUCACAACAAGCAUGAACGGCUAUGGGAAUGCUGGAAUGUCAAAUUUAGGCGGUUCUCCAACCUUCCUGAAUGGAUCUGCUGCCAAUUCUCCCUAUGCCAUUGUGCCAUCAAGUCCGACAAUGGCCUCCUCCACUAGUCUCCCCUCAAACUGUAGCAGUUCCUCUGGGAUUUUCUCCUUCUCACCAGCCAACAUGGUCUCAGCAGUGAAACAGAAGAGUGCUUUUGCACCUGUCGUGAGACCGCAAACUUCUCCUCCUCCCACCUGCACCAGCACCAACGGCAACAGCCUGCAAGACCAGUCUUUUGUGGACUCUAGCAAGUACUCCACUGCAGGGUCUCUCCAGGGGCUGGCCUUCUCCUGAACUAUAUCUGGCAUGAUUGUUCCCCCCAUGUGAAAGAAUUGCCUUGAAGAAUUUUAUUAAUGAAGAGGUUGAAUUCUGCUUCAGAGAGAAUCUGAUACAAGUCCCAGAGUGGAACUUUUUACUCAGGCCUUUUUAAAAAUAAAAAAGAAAUAAAGAAGGAUCUUACAAUAACUGCAGAUUUUUAAACAAAACAAAAAUCACCAUCCUUGCAAAUACUGAAAUUAACAAUCUACAAUUGCAAGGUGUUGAUUCAAGUUGUCCAUCCCAAAUACCUGGGAAAUAUAUUUAUUGUAUGUUGAUAAAAAAGAAAUUCACUUUUUUUUUUUUUUUUUUUGGGGGGUGGGGGCUUGCCUUUAUUUCCUUCUGGUUUUUUUGUGGUUUUUUUUUAAGGCUUGAUUUAACUCAACACCAUUUGUCUUUUAUAAAUCAUACAAUUACACAAGGGACACUAGAGAUGGAACUCCACAUUUUUAAUUUAUGAAUUUUUUUUUUUUUAAAGCUGUGUAAAGAAAAAUGGAGUGGUGUCAUUUACAUACAAGUCUGUAUGGGACAGAAUAGAAGUGCCAGUUAGUUUUUCGUAGAAGAAUUAUGGCCAUUUAAUUAAGGGUCGGCUCAUAUAUGUUGCUUAUCCAGUGGUGACUUGAUAAUAUGAUGCAUUUUUAAUGUUCUAAAUAAAUAGGUAUCACUCCCUAGAAAGCUGAUAUUUUUGGAUGAUGAGGGUGGGAUGAAGAGUGGGAUAAGGAACCUCUGUCUCUAAUAUCAGGCUGAAUAAUUGUGUAAAUAAUGCGACAGGAAAAGUUCAUCAUAGGACGCCGGGUUGGAAGGGGGCCCAAAGGUCUAACCUUUUUCAGCAAAGAGCUGGUGAAAGGGAAGGUAGGGAUGCAAACACAUUGCUCUUGAACCGAAAAUCCAGUGCCUCUAGAUAUGAUGCUAAAAGUGCAGAAUUAGACGAGCACAGCUCUCUCUUUAGCUGACGUGUCAGGCUCCUUCCAGAGGCGCAGCUUGAGACGCCGCUCGGAUGUGGCCUGAGGACACAGACUGUGGCCAACCCUGUAGGGUUUUUCAGUGUAGCACUUCUCCCCUCGACCUAUUUUCAUGGGGCAGGAUGAGAACAACCCCGGCUGCCAUUCCCCAUCCUCCCCCACUAAAAGCACAGGUUGCGUCAGCCUCCCACUGGGAUCGUUCCUGUAUCAGUCGACCCUCUCAGCCUGUAUCAUACUUUAUAAAGCAACAGGUAACUGCUUUUGAAUAGUGAACGGAAACAUGAGGUUAGGGGAGGGUGGGAGGGGUUGUUAGGAAGGUUUCAAAUCAAAACCAUAGCUUCUGUUUUACAAAAAAUUUUGCUAUCAUUAUCUGGGAAGUGUUCUUAAAAACUAUUAGUCAAAGAGGCAGCAAAGCUCUGAAGAUGCAUUACCUGAUAUUUUUUCUUUGCUGUUGUGUUUUGUAUGUAGUUAUAAAUACUGUAGAUUUUUUGUGAUUUUUUGCCAAAGUUGUUGUUCUAUUUAUACAUUUUAAUGUCUUAAGACAGUUUUUCAAUAUCACAAAAAAAAAAAAAAAAAAGAAUUUUACUGCAUAUUUUGCAAAAAGAGCUCACUACCUUUAGCUUGCACAUACUUGCAAAUUAAUUAAAGAAAAAAAAGCUUUUUGUUUCUGUUUUUUGUUUGUUUGUUUGUUGGGGGAUUUUGUAAAAUAUCCAUAUAAAUAAUGUAUUUAUCUUUGGAAUUUGUACAUUGCUUUUUGUCCCCUACAAGUUUAUUUUAUUGUGUAUGUUUGCUAUGUGAAAAGUGCUGAUUUGUUUGGUCAUUCACCGUUGUAUUAGCUGUUUAAAUGUGAUUUUAAUACAUUUCAUUUAUAGGGUUGAUUUUUUUAGUAUUGUUUAAAACCAUGCUUCCAUUUUUUUUUUUUUUAAUUUCCACCCAAAAGCCAUUGUCUAUUUUUGUAUUAUUUGUAAGUUAAGAAGUUUUUUCCAAUAUAUGGCAAAAGGUAGCAUAUUAUUCUUGUAGCAUUUAGUUAUGUAGAUUUUAAAAAAAAAUGUAUCCUUUGCUUUUGAGGCUUAACAAAAACUAAUGCUGUUUUACUCUAUUAAUAUGCAUGGGAUUUCUCCUCUUUGGAGUGACGCAUUUUUGUGCAUUAAAUAUGGGGAGAAACUUCAUAGAACUCAAUGAAAAUACUUUCUUUCUUAAGUCUGCUUGUAUAUUUCUCUGUCUUUCACAUAAAUAUAAACCAGCAGAUUGGAUGCCUUAACAAUGCAAAUCAUAUUCAUUUCACUUGUACAUUGUACUGUGCACCAGAACUGUCAAUCAUCACUAACAUUCUAAGAAAAAAAAAAAAAAAGGAAUUGAAAAGCACAAAAGAACUGUUUUGUUACCUUAAAACAAUAUAACUUUUUUCUAGUCAAGCAAGAAAUCAUUUACAACGAUGCUGCAACUGUGCAUGCUUCCUGUAUGAAUUUUGCAAUGGUUUUCACUAGAAUGUCACAGUGUGAUCUUUGGGGGGAAGGGAAGAAAACAGGAUUUUUUUUUUUUUCAUGGUGAGAAAAUAAAAGAAGAGAAAACUGGAAAAUGUGA
Messenger RNA from Myiozetetes cayanensis, 5131 nucleotides. It is a transcript of the gene EBF1, whose product is annotated as EBF transcription factor 1. The coding region runs from base 750 to 2564 and encodes 604 amino acids. Gene Ontology annotation, molecular function: RNA polymerase II cis-regulatory region sequence-specific DNA binding; DNA-binding transcription factor activity, RNA polymerase II-specific. NCBI's taxonomy places the organism in Eukaryota, Metazoa, Chordata, Aves, Passeriformes, Tyrannidae. The transcript has 17 exons. Gene Ontology annotation, biological process: regulation of transcription by RNA polymerase II. The record is from RefSeq and is a predicted model, not a curated record.